GCCCAGGGCGGCGGCGGCGGCUGGAGCUUGGAGGGGCCGGAUCCGUGCGCGUCAGGGGCUGGGGAGGCGGAUUCGAAGGUGGGCGGCGCGGCGGUGUCGCCGGUGACGGCGAGGAAGGCCGGAGCGCGGCUUCUCGGGCAGAAACGAGACAAGGAGGUGAGGAGAGAAGAAGCGACAAGCGACAAAGGAAGGAAGGUGCGACGACCUAGGCAGGAGCUCGCCGGAGCAGGGCGACGACCGACGGGCGCGGCUGACGAAGGGAUACGACACGGCGUUGCGAAAUCCUUUGCAGGUGCGAGCGGACGACAGCGCCAUGAACGGCUGGGUGCGCGACGACGCGGAGCCCUCCUGUCGCUAUGGCGCCCCAGUGGAGUGCCCUGAGGCCGCGGAUGCUGCUCCUACACAAGCUCAAUGGCGUUGACUCUUCGAUAGAGGAUGGUGUGGUGUCAGGCCAGGCAACAUAACACUCUACGAGUACACGUUCUGCAGGUGGAUUCGUACUCUUCCACUCUAAUUUCUUGGUUAGAGUCAAUGCCCUCAUGGUGUUUGACAAAUUGCUAUUUCUCCACCGCCCCUGCAUCAAGCUGGACACCAGGAAGAUGGUUGAUAUUGGGUACAACAUAUCGCCAAACCCUUGAGGCUGAGCAGCCGCCAUUGGCUCAUGGGUAUGGAAGCAGAGUCCGGGAUGGCGAUGGUGUCAAGGAGGACUCUUGGACGUCUACCGAUUGCAUCGCUGCUGCCGUACCCAUGGAGUGGCGCGGCUCUAACUACUCUGAGAUGGGAGAUAAAACAUGUCAAUUGUGUGGUAGAGAUGAGAUUAUUGGUGCAGAGGAAUCAGUAUUACAACAGAACUUGAAGCUGCCGAAGAUGGAUGAUGUUUGGUUUUGGUGGAAAGAUCAAGUGCAUAUGAACAACCUAUCAUCUUCCAUUUUUGCUUUUCAUUAUUCAACGGGACAAUUUCCUAAUUCUUUGUUAGUACUCGCUGGAAAGAUUAUUAGUAUGGAUAUAGGUUUGUCAAAAUUUAUUAGCACAUGAGAUUCUUUGUUCGGACCCCCUUUGGCUCUACAUAAUUCUUUGGAGUGGGAUUCUAGAUAGAUGCUUAUGAACCUCAUAAAAAAGUAGUACGCCUUUGAUCCUAACUGACUGUUUGUAUGUCGGAUGAUUUCAACUUGCUAUGUCCCAACAUACUUUUUUUAUAACAAAAACUGUAGGAGAAGUCCUAACAUUCUACA
Triticum dicoccoides is the source of this 1232-nucleotide messenger RNA. RefSeq lists its product as uncharacterized. The record is from RefSeq and is a predicted model, not a curated record. The transcript has 4 exons. Lineage: Eukaryota; Viridiplantae; Streptophyta; Magnoliopsida; Poales; Poaceae. The coding region runs from base 436 to 1035 and encodes 199 amino acids.